UGGCAGAGGCAGAUCACAAUUAGGGACGUAAGCAGCAAACAGUAACACGUAAUCACGGAAACACAAGCAGACAGGAUUACUUGUGUUUCGUGUUCCUGUGCGCUACCACCACCUGAAGCUCAAGGAAAGGACCAAACAAACUAAACCGUAGCAGACGACACAUAGAAAACGAAACCAUUUCACACGCACACGUAGAUACAAAUAGAACACCAAACGCGCUCCCAGCGCCAUCUAAGCGACUCUCAAGCAAAUGGCGGACGUCCAUGACGGAGAUGGGCAUAAAAUGUGAAGCAAAUUGAUAUCGAAAGCGAAGAUGCCUUCCUCAUGCGUUGCCUGCAAGAGCCGCUAUCGCAACGGCAGCACUGUGACUUUUCACAAGUUCCCGGCAAACGACACCGAACAGUUCCGAAGAUGGUUGGACUUUGUUGGCCGUGGAACUUGGCGUCCGAGCGGUUUCAGUAAGAUCUGCUCUCUGCACUUCGAAGAAAAAUGUUUCAAGUACAACAACGACCGACGAUACCUCGUGCCUGGUUCGGUACCGACAAUAACCGACUUGCCACAGCAUCUCCAGAAAAAGAAAAAAGGCACAAACUCCAAAAAGACCCGCGCAACCUCGCAUCACGAGACGGAACCUCCAGCGCCACCCGUCGCACUGCCCGAUGUCCCUAUCGAGUUUGACGAGGUGGAAGACGUAGAAUUUUUCUACGAGGACGACUGCACAGACGAGGAGGAGGAAGAUGACUUAGAUGCCUACAAUGAAACCUUACUACAAAAUGCUUUGCUAUCCAUACCAUCCAGUUCAUCGUCAGUGGAGAAACAGGCACCCAAGGCAGGAAGCGUACCAACAACAAGCACCCCAAUUGUGAUGAGGCUAUCAGUAGCACCUCAAGCGCCAACGGGGCAACAAAAUGCAGGAAAUGUGCCGCAGGCACCCGGCUCGACGCAAGCUCCGCCACUCAACAGUGAAGACAGUUCGCAUGCAGUAAUGAUGACGGCGGAGCAGCUCAAACAGGCGCUGACUGCCGAACGUGCCAAAAGUGUGAAGUUUCGGCAGAAGCUGAAGAAUGCGAAGGAAAUCCUGCAGAACCAGCAGAAAAGGAUACUUUGUCUCGAAGAAGUCAUCAACAACUUGAGAUACAGACUAAUACACAGUUCUACUAGGCAUGCGUUUUCAAAGGAUGACGUCGAAAGUGAUUGAUCGCCGGAUGGCUUAAGGAAAGCUAAAUGAUGCAUUAUGUUGCUGGGUUUAGCCUAUGAAUUGUAAAUAAGAGAGUACAAGUAAUGAGUAAUGAGUUUUCUACGUGCUAUGUUACUGUGCCUAGCUUAGAAUCUUGCACUGCAAUUUGAGAGUACUUUUUGUACAAGAGUUACAUUCAUAUUGUACAGUCACCAUACUUUUUCUUUAAAUUUAUGUAAAUACAUUGUUACUAAAAAGUGUAUGCCAGA
Ornithodoros turicata is the source of this 1446-nucleotide messenger RNA. RefSeq names its product THAP domain-containing protein 3-like. NCBI's taxonomy places the organism in Eukaryota, Metazoa, Arthropoda, Arachnida, Ixodida, Argasidae. Bases 314 to 1198 code for a protein of 294 amino acids. The transcript is spliced from 2 exons. The record is from RefSeq and is a predicted model, not a curated record.